UUUCUUCUCACUUACUCGCAUGUAUGCUGUCAUUCAUAUCUUUUUUCUCUUACAUACAAGCUUCCCAAAUUUUGUGUUGGGUUUGUUUGUUUGUUUUUGUUUUGCUUCGUGUUUUGUGUCCGAGUAAGAAAUAUAUAAUUUAGUUUUAUUUAUUCUUCAAAUAAGGAUUAGUACCUACCAAUUUAUGAAAUUACAUUGAUAUCAGGUAAAUAACGUGGCGAAUAUUGGAGAUGCAUACGAAAUGCUACCAAAGAAACACAAGAAGCAUAAAAGAGAAAAGGGUGAAGAUCUUGUCUGUUUCAUAAAGAUAAACAAUUGAGCACGGAGAAGCCUGGUGGCCUGAAGUUGAUACUGAAGGUUGGCGGCAGUGGUGUGUCGACGCCGGAACACAGCAACGAUUCUGUGGCUUCGGGCUACGGACCCCCCCUACCCAGCGAAGACUCGUGUUCAAUGCAUUCGAUGACGUCACUCGUGUCGCCCCAUUCGAGGCCCGGCAUGCUCGCCCUCGACCCCCUUGCUGCCGCCGAGCAGCGACUGCACAAGAAGGCCAAGAAGAAAAAGAAGAAGAAGGAGAAGGACCGCGAGAAGAAGAAGAAGCAUCAUCAUAAAGAAAAGAGAAAGAGGCCGAGGGAUGAAUCGAGCCAGGAGGAUGUUAGCCUGGGAGAAGAGUCACUGCCUGAACCUCCCAAGCGGUUGGCGUUCGGUCACGAUAUGAAAGUCAGCCAAUCAUCCCCCGGGCACAAUGAUUCUCUUGGUGGAGUGGGUAGCCCCGGCCGCGAACCCAGGCUUUGUGUGCAACUACUGCGAAUGCGACAGGAGCAGAAGUCACCUCUCCAGAAACUUCUGGAACAUUUACAACGCCAGCUGGAGAAGAAGGACCCGCAGCAGUUUUUUGCAUGGCCUGUUACCGACCAAAUCGCUCCCGGCUAUUCGCAGAUAAUCCUACAACCGAUGGACUUCAGCACGAUGAAAUCGAAAAUAGACGACCAAAGCUAUGCAACUCUUACUGAAUAUAUUGAUGACUUCAAACUGAUGUGCGGGAAUGCAAUGGUCUACAAUCAUCCAGACACAAUCUACUACAAAGCAGCCAAAAGGCUCUUGCACGGCGGCAUGAAGAUUAUGAAUCUAGAAAAAAUUAAACAGUUGGCCCCAUCUUUAGCUUUCAUGUCACAAAUUCCCAGAGAUCAGUUGGGAUUUGAUUUGGGAGAGUAUAAGAUGAAAGAGGAACAUCAAGAAAUGGAUAUAGAUAUCAAAGAAGAAAGUCAAACAAACAUUGUUGAUAAUGCAGAAGAUAUGGAUCAAGACGGUCCAUCUACGCCGAUAAGAAAGGGCCCCAACUAUCUACCAGAUAGCAAAUUCGAAGCUAUUCCGGAUGACCUGACCCCGGAGGAGAUUCUUGAGCAAGCGCAGAAGGCAUCGAAGAUGGCCGCUGACAAGCUUUCGCUCAAAAAGCCCGAUACCAAGAUGGGAUUUUUGAGGCAAAAGAAAGAUGGCACAACUUCCCUGGCUAUUCUUGUGCCUGGAGAUGGCAUCGAUACGGCAAAGAAUGAAAGACCUGUCUCACUGGGACAACUGGUCGGCAAACUCACUCAUGGCUCUGGUACUCUGCACGGCUUCAAAGAGGACCGUAGAAAUAUCACAAAGACAGUGAAGCCUUUAUACUAUGGUGCGUUUGGAUCAUAUGCACCCUCCUAUGACUCAACGUUUGCCAACCUGACCAAAGAAGAGUCUGACCUUGUCUUCCAAACCUAUGGUGAUGAAACUUCGGUUCAAUAUGCUGAAAGCAUUCUGAACUUUGCCAAAGACUGUGAUUACACUCUGACGAUGGUGGAUAAUCUGCUUGACUUGCUGACUGGUGGCGAUCAUCGCAAAACUAAGAAAAUCCUAGAAGAGAAGAAGAAGUUCAGAGAAGAAGAGGAGAGAUUGAGACAGAUGAUGGAAGCAAAACCUAUUCCAGUGCCUCCAGCUAAUGUCAAGAUUGAAAUAUCUCAAUUAAAAACUCUUUCUGAUUUGGGUAUUGAAACAGAUUUCUUGGAUUACUUUGAACGAUCGUGGAAAGAGGAAUGCAUGAUGCAGGAUUGCCUGGACCAGACGAGUGUGCUGUUGGAAAAACUGCAGCAGGUGCAAAAUGACAGACUCAGCGCUCCCCCGCCUCCUCAUUUGAGCAAUGUAAUGCAGCCCUCAGAUCAAGAACUCCAGUUAGCCGAUAAGAUAACAGGAAGCCUGACCGAGUUGACGAAGCAAGUGAUGCCUGGUGCAGUGGCCCCCGUCGCUGCCAUACGAAAGGCCAUGGGCAUUGCCCCUCAGCCCCCUCCACCUGUCCAAAUGCCCCCCACCACCACACCCCACUCACCCCUGCAAACAGCCGCAGAACGACCGACGUCUGUCUGCCUGGAGACGAGUGGUGGCAGUGAAGAAGUGGGCACCAGCAGUGAGGACCCCGAGACAGGAGUCGGCGUCGACCUGGAGUCCGAGCUCAGAGAGUUUCUAGAGAGUGACACGGCGCUCAAUAGUUUCCCGCUGCAUGACGACAAAACCAUCGAGGAAAUGCUGUCUGAGUCAUGAACACCAGUCAGAUGAACGCUGCUUAUGUGGAGAACGUCUAUGACGAUUAUAAGUAGUUGUGAAUUCUGGUGAAAACAAUUCAAUGUGGACAUUAUUUUUAAAAGUGUAAUUGAGAAGAGAUAUAAUGUGGCUCUAAUAUUUUAUAUGUGUGUUGUGCUAUCUAUGUGAUGUUUCAAUUUUUCAAGUCAUUACACUCUACUUUUCAAAUAAUAAUAGUCGAAUAUUAUUCGCAGUAUUCAAUGA
Nilaparvata lugens (brown planthopper) is the source of this 2808-nucleotide messenger RNA. RefSeq names its product bromodomain-containing protein 7 (gene Brd7-9). Gene Ontology annotation, cellular component: nucleus. Gene Ontology annotation, biological process: regulation of transcription by RNA polymerase II. The record is from RefSeq and is a predicted model, not a curated record. Bases 451 to 2565 code for a protein of 704 amino acids. The transcript is spliced from 14 exons. Lineage: Eukaryota; Metazoa; Arthropoda; Insecta; Hemiptera; Delphacidae.